Messenger RNA from Pungitius pungitius (ninespine stickleback), 2652 nucleotides. RefSeq names its product B-cell receptor CD22-like. NCBI's taxonomy places the organism in Eukaryota, Metazoa, Chordata, Actinopteri, Perciformes, Gasterosteidae. Bases 45 to 1406 code for a protein of 453 amino acids. The transcript is spliced from 8 exons. The record is from RefSeq and is a predicted model, not a curated record.
AGACUGCACUGAAGAAGAAACACUCACUCAAUGUGGUGAGUGUCAUGGCAGACCAGUCUGUUAGGAUGGUGACAGCCAUCGUGUUGCAGAGUGUCUUCUUCCUCUCAGGUGAUUCUGCGUCUUGUUCUGACUCUUCAGAUCUAUUCUUUACUGCACCGAAAAAGAUGGAAGCACUGACUGGAUCUUGUUUGAAAAUUCCGUGUAACUUCAGCGUUAAAUCAGGAAAUGAAUUCAACAGCGCAACAGAAACCUUUGGAGUGUGGAUUAAAAAUAACCCUUACUUUGGCAAUCUUCCAAAUAAUGUGAUUUUCAACAGUAGUGGGACAGUUACCACAUAUCCCAUGAAUUUUACUGGAAACUUGAGUCAGAAAGAUUGCACCACUUUAUUUUCCAGUUUAAAGACAACAUACACAGACACAUACUACUUGAGGGUUGAGAACUGGCCAUAUCAAGCAACAGCUAUUUGUGAUUCUCUUCAAAUAACAGUUAAAGAUUCUCCUCCAAAGCCCAGCAUUGAGAUCCCAGGUGAUCUGAAGGAGAAGGAGUCUGUCUCUAUAAGCUGCUCAGCUUCCACUCCCUGUCCACACUCUCCUCCUCAACUCACCUGGAACCUCCAACCAGACUCUCACAACAUGACGGAGGAAAACACUGAUGGAACCUUCACAACUAAAAUCCAGAAGAGCAUCACUCUGUCACAUGAACAUGAUGGAUUCAUCAUCACCUGUUCUGCCAGAUAUCCUGUGAAUGAAGGAAAAGGUGUGAAGACGUCAGAGGAGACAAAGACUCUCAGUGUUUCAUAUGCUCCCAAGGACACCUCAGCAUCCAUCAGUCCAUCAGGUCUGGUGUCAGCAGGUAGCUGGGUGAACCUGACCUGCUCCAGCAGAGCCAAGCCUCCUGUGAGCUUCACCUGGUUCAAGACCAGCAGAGAUGGACCAAUCAAAGUAUCUGAAGGAGCCUUUUACAGCUUUAAUGUCACUGAUGGAGGAGUUUAUUACUGUGUGGCCACCAAUCAGCUUGGUAAUCAAACAUCCUCAGAGAUCCAUCUGAGUAUUACAGGUGGAGUUAAUGAUCUACUAUUGGGUGCAGUUCUUGGAGGAAUCAUUGGGAUCAUCGUGCUCAUCGGCCUGGUUGUCUCUGUUUGCCGUUUGAAGUCACCACAUCCAACUGCACAUCAGAGUCAGAAUCAGACUGUUGAAGAGACAGUGACAACAGAAGAAGAAGGCGUCCACUAUGGAGAGAUUAACUUCUCAAGGCUCGGAGCUGAUCCGUCUUUGGUCCCUGAGCAGGACAGUGGACAGCAGCAGGAGACGCUGUAUGCGCAGGUCAAAGUGUCCCAGGCAGCAGACAACGUCACACGGACUGCUGACGUCCCCGAGGAUCUCUACGCUCAAGUGAAGAAAAAAUAAGCUUUUUUUCUCUGGUUACAUUUGUGUUGGAUUCUUCACAUGCUUUCUAAAAACAUAACAAAAAACGAGCUUCAUUUGUUGAUUUAUGGAGAUUUUUUUUGUGAGAAAAUGUAAUUUUCACUAUUCACAGUUAAAGGGGAACUUCAAACCUCCACAGCCUGCAGUUUUAUACUUUUAACACAGUGAGGUUUGUGUUUAUCAGAUCAGUACAAAUAAGUCUCAUGGCUCUAAAUAGAGAAGUAUUCUAAAAGACAGCGCUCUUUAUGUCACGGUUCAUGAAUCCACUGCCCUUCCCUUGUCUUGUGUGUCAUGUGUGGGUGUGUGGAGUGGGCGGAGUCAGCAAUCUCGCGUAAUCAGCAAGACAGCUGAUCACACUUUGUGUGCCAGCUGUAGCCCAUUUCGCCACCCUAUAUAUUCUCACCAUGUCCUUCCUCUCAUUGUCAGAUCGUUGUUUGAUGUCACCCGUGUUGUGUCGUGUUCCUGCCAGCGUUCCCGUAUCGUGCCUGAUAUAUAUGGUUCACAUCUAUGUUCACGGAGUUUGUCUGCACUGCCUUGGGAGUCGUCGUCACCACCCUCACCAAUCGGCGUACCACCCACCACCUGGAGGAUCAUCGCGGGAGUUCGGCACUGUGGUUACUGUCACUGACUUAAUAAACUUUGUAUUCACUUGCAUAUCUGCUUUCGCGUCGUAGAGUCAUGACACUUUAUAUAUCAACAUUUACAAUGAUAAGAUUUGACCUUUUUGAUGUUUGUGGAAUUUUUACUUUGUUGUAUUUUCAAGGUUUCUUUAAACCUCCUUUAUUGAGCUAUUCAGUUCUGUUGCAUUUUAUUGUAUAAUUUCUUAUUUAAAAGACAGAUAUUUACUGCAUUUCAAGCUAUAUAUUCAUUGCAAGGUAAUAAAAACCAUACACUUAACUUAAUCUCAGUUUCAUUUAUUGGUCCAUAAUUUCAUGUGUCUGUAAACAUCUUUAAAAAUCAUACAAUUUAAAUCACAAACAUUACAUAAGUGGAAGAAUGAAUUAUGCAUAUCUGGAUUCCCACUGGAUAACUGUACGUGAUUUGAAUGUAAAGCUUAACACUAAAUAAAAAAGGCAUUUCCUGGGACUCAGUCAAUGUCCAACUUCUUUUUUAGCAUUGUUCCUUUUUAGGUUUUUAGCCUGAAAACAUUAGCAGUCUAAACGUUGAAUUGUUAAACGUCUUUGUUGAUUGUGUUUUAGUGAACAGGGGCAGUGGCAUUAGCUUCUUG